Molecule: messenger RNA, 2610 nt
Organism: Spodoptera frugiperda (fall armyworm)
Lineage: Eukaryota; Metazoa; Arthropoda; Insecta; Lepidoptera; Noctuidae
Product: piggyBac transposable element-derived protein 4-like
Exons: 2
Coding region: 1-954 (317 amino acids)
Molecular function (GO): nucleic acid binding
Source: RefSeq, a predicted model, not a curated record
AUGGUGAAGAAAUUUUUCGCUGACAAAGGUAUACAGUGUUUGGAUUGGCCUGGUAAUUCACCUGACAUCAAUCCAAUAGAGAAUCUGUGGUCGAUUUGUAUAACCAGGCUCAGGACGAUGGACUGCACGACCAAGACGAAACUCAUCGAGUCAGUUAUUGCAGUAUGUUUUUCCAAAAAAUAUCACCGUGUUCAGAUUAAUUUGCACAAGGGUGUAGUAAGUCCAUUACUAAAUAAGGGGCAUACAUUAGUUAUGGACAACUUUUAUAACAGUCCCCUCUUGGCUCGCACCCUCAAGACUCAAAAAACAGACGUGAUGGGCACCAUCCGUUUAAAUCGCGAGUUCGUUCCCGAUAGUUUGCGAAGCAAAAAUAAGUCAAAUAUGAGGACCGGGGAAGUGGCGUUUAGCCAGACUCGGGAUCUCACAAUAUCGGCGUGGAAGGACGGGAAUGUGGUAACUUUGAUAUCUACAUACCACCCGGUAGAGGUCAGCGGAAAAGAAAAAUAUGGGUACUCCAAGUACAAACCUAAGGUAGUUCUAGACUACAACCUUUCUAUGGGAGGCGUCGACAAAAAGGACCAACUUUUGCAGGCGUUUCCCAUAGAAAGGGUAAGAAACAUCAACUGGUACAAGAAGCUGUUCCGCCGGCUUCUAAACGUGUCCAUCCACAACGCGUUUGUGAUGUUCCCGAAACCAUCUUUGAUGGCACAGCGGCAGUUCAGAGUACUAUUGGCGGACGAAAUCAUACAAAGAUUUCGUCCACCAAAAGUACAACAGCCGCUGCCCACAAGGCACUUCCCCACAAAAACAAAUAAGAGGAAGUCACGUUGCAAGUGGUGCAGACUUAAAAACAAAGACUCUUGUACAUCGUUUAAGUGUUGCACUUGCGACGUGAACCUGUGCAUAAUCGGUUGCUUUGAAGACUAUCACGUUGCUCAGGGAAUCACAGAGUGAUAUUCUUGAAUCCAGAAACCCACGCCAUUCAAAGACGCUUUAUUUUGGCCAGAAACUCCAAAUAGCACCACAAAAACCAAAAUUAAAUUACCUAGCGUAAUCACUUCUGAUAGGUGGCAAAUUUUUGCACAGAGUAAAUUAGAAGCGAAGGUAAAAAAAGAGGAGAACAAAGUUAGAUCACAGGAAAAAAAGAUGAGCUUGGAACUGCUAACAAGAAAUAUAAGAAGAAAACAAUAGUUGAUGCCCCAAUAUCAACAAGAGAUAGCACAAAUGACGAUUGGUUUUGUCGGUUAUGCCAAAGAAGCACAAAAUUGGACAUGAUACAAUGUGUGACUUGUAAGACCUGGUAUCAUACGAUUUGUGCAAAUGUGGCACCAAGUGAAAUAACGUUUACUUGCAUGUAUUGUUACGUGUCGUUUGAUGAAUAAGUGAUGUAAAGCUUUGAAUUUGACUGCGUCGUCAAUUAUCCGUUAAGCUGAUUUAAACAAUUAGAAACCGCUAAGAUCUCUCAUUAAUUAUUGCGUCUUGAAUCAGAAUAAAGAUGUUGUUAUUAACCUGUAAUUGUGUAAUUAAUAAUAUACGUUAUGCAUUAUUAAUUUUGUAUUAUUACGUUUAAAUAAGUACCUACCACAUUAUUUCAAGAUAAACACAUUAUUUCAGGAUAAGUUAUUGUAAAAAAACGAUACUUGAUUUUAUUUACGCUAAGUAUCGGUUGUGCCAUAUCACUAUUUAAGAUAAGAUUCAAGGGGCGCAGCCACAUGAAACAAUAUAUGCCCAAGAAACCUAUAAAGAGAGGAUAUAAAUGUUGGACAAGGGCCGAUUCAAAAACAGGGUACUUAUAUGAAUUCCAAUUUUAUUCUGGGAAAGUCGAUAGUGGAACAGAAGAGAACUUAGGCGCUAGAGUAAUAUUAGAUUUAUGUGAAUCUUUGCCAAGCAACACAUUGGUAGCAUUUGACAAUUUUUUCACCAGCCUUCCAUUAUUGGAGAUUUAUUUGAGAAACAUAUUUAUAGUGUUGGAACCAUAAGAAUAAACCGCAAGGGUUUACCAGAUGUAUUGACAGGAAAAAAUCUAAACAGUGAAGAGAGAAAGGAAACAGUCCUGAAACCGAGAGAAUUUAUAUACCAGUGUGAUGGACCAGUAACUGUUAUCAAAUGGAAAGAUACAAAAGAUGUUUUUGUUGCAACUACUGCAUUCAAUCCUCGAGCUGUGGAAAUGAUUGAGCGGAAACAAAAAGAUGGUACCAAAAAAAAAAUGUUUUGUCCUCUUUCAAUCAAGAAGUACACUGAGUUUAUGGGAGGAGUUGAUCACUUUGAUCACUUUAGGGUGUUACCAGACCAAUCGAUCGAUCGUCGAUCGACGGUAUCGAUCGAUGGUAGAAUGGAAUAGUCGACGUCGAUCGAUAGUUUCCACCAGACCAAUCGAUCGUUCGUCGAUCAAUGGUAGAAUGGAAUAGUCGACGUCGAUCGAUAGUUUCCACCAGACCAAUCGAUCGAUCGUCGAUCGACGGCAUCGAUCGAUGGUAGAAUGGAAUAUAAUGCUUGAUCAAACGCGCCGCGCUCCGACUGUUCCCCCCCGCCCGCGCGCCGCGCUUCCUACCUGGCUUGUUUGUGUUGUGUUCAGUUGUGUGAAGCUCGCGGUUGUUUCGUGACGCGCAU